CCGCCGCCGGAGUCCAUGGCCGGGACGCGCUGGGUGCUCGGGGCGCUGCUCCGGGGCUGCGGCUGCAACUGCAGCAGUUGCCGGCGCACCGGCGCCGCCUGCCUGCCCUUCUACUCCGCCGCCGGCUCCUUCCCCUCCGGCGUCUCGGGCCGCCGCCGCCUGCUGCUGCUGCUCGGGGCCGCCGCGGCCGCCGCCUCCCAGACGCGCGGCCUCCAGCUCGGGCCUGCGCCCGCCGGGAGGCUGGCGGGCCCUCCGCCCGCCGCCACCUCCGCCGCAGCCGCGGCCGCCGCCUCCUACCCGGCCCUGCGCGCCCCUCUGCUGCCGCAGUCGCUGGCGGCGGCCGCGGGCCCGGCGCGGGGCUACAGCCAGGAGUCCAAAACUACCUACCUGGAAGACCUUCCGCCACUCCCUGAGUAUGAAUUGGCCCCAUCCAAGAUAGGAGAGGAAGUGGAUGAUGUUUUUCUCAUUCGAGCUCAAGGAUUGCCCUGGUCGUGCACUGUGGAAGAUGUGCUUAACUUUUUCUCAGACUGCAGAAUCCGCAAUGGCGAGAAUGGAAUACACUUCCUCUUAAAUAGAGAUGGGAAACGAAGGGGUGAUGCCUUAAUUGAAAUGGAGUCAGAGCAAGAUGUGCAGAAGGCCUUAGAGAAGCACCGCAUGUACAUGGGGCAGCGGUACGUGGAAGUAUAUGAGAUAAACAAUGAAGAUGUGGAUGCCUUAAUGAAGAGCCUACAGGUCAAAUCUUCACCUGUGGUAAAUGAUGGCGUGGUUCGUUUGCGAGGACUUCCUUAUAGUUGCAAUGAGAAAGACAUUGUAGACUUCUUUGCAGGUCUGAAUAUAGUGGACAUUACUUUUGUGAUGGACUACAGAGGGAGAAGAAAAACAGGAGAGGCCUAUGUGCAGUUUGAAGAACCCGAGAUGGCCAACCAAGCCCUGUUGAAACACAGGGAAGAAAUUGGUAACCGGUAUAUAGAGAUAUUUCCAAGCAGAAGGAAUGAAGUUCGAACACACGUUGGCUCUCAUAAGGGAAAGAAAAUGGCAUCUUCUCCUACUGCUAAAUAUAUAACUGAGCCCGAAGUGGUUUUUGAAGAACAUGAAGUAAACGAGGAUAUUCGCCCCAUAACAGCAUUUGAAAGUGAGAAGGAAAUAGAGUUGCCUAAGGAGAUGUCAGAAAAGCUUCCAGAGGCUGUGGAGCUGGGAACUACCCCGUCACUGCAUUUUGUCCACAUGAGAGGACUGCCUUUCCAAGCCAAUGCCCAAGACAUUAUAAACUUUUUUGCUCCACUGAAGCCUGUGAGGAUCACCAUGGAAUACAGCUCCAGCGGGAAGGCCACCGGGGAGGCCGACGUGCACUUUGAGACCCACGAGGACGCCGUUGCCGCCAUGCUCAAGGACCGGUCCCAUGUCCAUCAUAGGUAUAUUGAACUGUUCCUAAAUUCAUGUCCAAAAGGAAAAUAAGACUUCCAGGGACUCCAUCUCAUAAGGUAAAUUUAAGAGGAUGAAGCAAGAAGCAUUUCAUUUGCACAUCUUUCUUGGACAUGGGCUAUAACGUUCCAGUUUAUUAGCAGCAGCUGCUAGAGAAAAGAUUUUGGGGUUUUUGGAUUAAUUACUUCUAAGAAAAAAUUCAUAAUGGACUAUUUAGAAAAAGAAAGAAAAAAUUCAGUUUGGGAUUAUGAAACAAACCACAAAUUAAAAUUGUUCAAACUAUUCAGGAUUUGAUUUUAAAAACUGGGCUUUAUAUGAUUUAAAAACUGUUUUCAUAGAGGAUAUUACCCAUUAUGAAAACUGCAUAUUUUUAUUUAGCACAGUUCUUUAAAAUCUUUCUCCCAUUUAAAAUAAUCUGUAUGAGGUUUUGUUUCUUUGCCUAUGAAUUGAGAACUCUGAUAUAGUACUUCUCAUGGAGUAAAAUAAUGAUUUAUUUUAACCAAAUGCUCACCAAAGCAAGGAAGGUUUCAGACCUUUGAAGCAGUGUGGUCUGGCAGAAUACUUUUAAUUUUAGCUGUAUUUGAUGACUUAGAUAGGAGUAGGAAUUAAAAAGACAGCAAAUAAAGCAUAAAAAUCACGGGUUAGUGUAAAUCAUACAUUUUGACAGUUUUAUGUCUUUAGAAAUGUUUUGCCUUGUGCUAAAGGCAUUUAACAUUGGUGCCUGUCUACCUAAGGGGAGAUUCUAGUCUCAACUUAAAAGUUGUCUGAAGCACCCCCCCCCCCCCCCCCCAGUGUUUUGGUUUUGGGUGACCUUGAGUGUGUGUGUAGUCUCAGAACUGUGGAGUAACGUGUCAGCGGUCCAGAUUGGUAAGGACAUUAAUGGCCUCACUGGAAUUAAACCAGCUCUAGAUAGGAAAAAAAAUCUUAAGUUCUCAUUUGCUUUUUCAAUGGGGUAGCACAUCCCAUGUUUUAGAACAAGUAGGGGUGCCUUGCUUAAAUAAAAAUAGCAUUUAAUGUAUCAUUGUGUGUGAGGGGGUUUUUGGUUAAAGCUGUACUUCUGUCACGUUGUGGCAGUACCUUUCUGCUUUAAUAUUAAACAGCUUGUUAUUUAAAUAUUGGACAAACUGGCUGGCUUCAAAAUGUAGUCAUUAAUAAACUGACUUUAUGUGAACCUGCAUAGGAGAAUCCAAGUCCUGUAUACAUUCUUUGCCUUGUUCCUGUCUCAAGGUGAUGACCGCCACCAGGAGAUGUGUUUCUUGUUCUUAAAAUUAAAUGUGCCCAGAUUGCUGAAAGGUGAUCUCUGGAAAGCAGAAGACAGACUGUCUUCUCUGACGUAAUGGGUAACCACCUUUAGCUACCAGCUGAGAUACAGAAUCACUGUACUGUAAGUAGCCAAUAAAUGAAGAUUACCCAUGAGUAUUUAUUAUUGGAGUGUGCGAGUCAACUGAAUAUAUUUUCUUUCUAUCAGUCCUGCUAUAUUAAUACAAGAAAAAGUGAUUCCUUUUAA
Molecule: messenger RNA, 2929 nt
Organism: Lepus europaeus (European hare)
Lineage: Eukaryota; Metazoa; Chordata; Mammalia; Lagomorpha; Leporidae
Gene: GRSF1
Product: G-rich RNA sequence binding factor 1
Exons: 10
Coding region: 16-1455 (479 amino acids)
Biological process (GO): regulation of RNA splicing
Cellular component (GO): nucleoplasm; ribonucleoprotein complex
Molecular function (GO): RNA binding
Source: RefSeq, a predicted model, not a curated record